GAUGAUAAAUGGAUGGGCAUAAUUUCCUUCAACAGUGCUCCUCUAGAGGAAGAACUGCAGGAUUUUUAUCAUCCGGGUGGGCGGAACCAAGUUCUGGGUUUUGACUCUUUUCUUUCUUUCUUUCACAGAUGGUGCGGUUCCGUUAGAGUUCUGAAGUUGUUGUCAUCGCCGAGCUGCACAGAAGCAGUGCGUGAAAGCAGCUCGCGCUAGCUCCGACCUGUUAGCAUUUGUCUCCAAACCAUUCUAGUACCGCGGGUACGUAAAUGCUAACCGAACGCGGAGAGCUAGGCUAACAAAUGUUGCCUAUCUUUAGCCAGUUUAUCACAUUUAUUGAUAAUCAUCGUCACUGCUAGCCUAGAGCGCAUGCGCACACAGUCCUUUUCCUGGAAGAGGGUGGUGACGCCACGUUAGCGUGUUAGCAUUUGUUAGCAGGUUUCAGGGUGUCAUAAAGUCCUGCUGAAGGUCCAAAGUUCCAGGAUGAAAGUCUUCUGGAGGGUUCCUGUCUCUCUGCUGCUGCUGGCUGCUCUGAGCUCAGUGACCUGCCAGGACUCGCUGGUGUUGGACGGUUCUGUUGGAGGAAGCGUCCUGCUGCCCUGCAUCUUCUCAGAACCUCUUCCAAACCAGAUCAACGUUUUCUGGAGGGACAAAGAUGACAACGCCGUCUUUAACAUUGAGAACGGUUCUCCAGUGUUCUCAGACCAGAACCAGAGGUACCAGAAUCGAGUGUUCAGCUUCCAGGAAGAAUUCAAGAACGGAAACUUCUCCAUCCAAAUGAAGAACCUGCAGAUCAGUGAUUCAGACACUUAUGUCUGUAACAUUGUUCCUGGACAUAAGAGGAGGGUCCAGCUGAGAGUUUCAGAAGUGAGGCCCACGCUGGCGCCUAAGACUGCAGGUUCCUCGGCAGGAGCAGCUGGACCUUCCAUCCUCCACGUGGUUCUGCUGGCUGCUGUGCUGCUGGGCUGCUAGAACCUUAUGGUUCUAUUCCCACAGGAGAAGGUCAUUCAGACUGAAGACGUUCCUGUUCCUACAGAUCCAGUCGUUAUUUAUUUAUGUUGAUGAAUGAAGGAGAACCUGUUGGAACUUCUGUUCUAGAAGCACUGAAGGACUUUUAUUUUGAAAGGUUGUUUUCCGUUCUCUGUCUCUGGAUUCUCUGACUGAGCUCCUUCACUAUAAAGUGCGUUUGCCGUUUUGUAACGAUGUCUGAAUCUACAAUUCCAAAAUCCUGAGCUCUAGAAAUUUCCCAGAAGUCUCUGCAAAGAACCAGUGUCAUCAAUGCCCGCUAGAUUGGUGAAUAUAGACCACAAUGCAUUGCGUUUGAACAUUUUUUGUGAAGAAAAUGUAUUUAAAUUUUUUUUCAUCAUCUUGAGAACUCAGUAGAUUCAUAAAUAGUUGUAAAAUGUUCUCAUUGCUGAGAUUUUCACUUCCUGGAUCUGGUGACGUCUUAUUCACCGUCUAAUAAACAAAAGUAGUGAUCAUGGAGUCUGAACAGCUGUUCAAAUCCAGAGCUCUACAUAGUGUGUAGUAGUCAGGGGUUAGGGCAGGAGUUCAGAUGUGUUUCCAUCUUUACUUUCCAUCCAGAACCUUCUCUGGUUCAGAGGUUCUCCUGAUGAGGAUCUCCAGUUUCUCAGAUUAAACUUUGGUUGAAACGUG
This is a messenger RNA of Oryzias latipes (Japanese medaka), 1650 nucleotides long. The record is from RefSeq and is a predicted model, not a curated record. Lineage: Eukaryota; Metazoa; Chordata; Actinopteri; Beloniformes; Adrianichthyidae.